This is a messenger RNA of Morchella sextelata, 489 nucleotides long. RefSeq lists its product as uncharacterized. Lineage: Eukaryota; Fungi; Ascomycota; Pezizomycetes; Pezizales; Morchellaceae. The coding region runs from base 1 to 489 and encodes 162 amino acids. The record is from RefSeq and is a predicted model, not a curated record. The transcript has a single exon.
AUGGCGCUAUAUCGUGCCAUUGGGGAAAUCUUUCAGAGUAUUCGGGAUUGCUCUCAGGAAGGAGAGCUAAUCAUAUACACCAACGGAUACGAACAUCUAUGCUUUCCGGUGUUGUCGGUUUGGAUCGCUGAUCAACCUGAGCAUGCGAACUUAGAAGAUAUUAGUACUAGGUCUUGUCCAAAAUGCGAGGUGGAAUUCCACACUCUUGGGAGUACUCGUUGGAGCCCUAGUCGCAAUCACAAAGAUUACCGGAAAAGGGUAAAGCUAUUCAGGGAGUACCAAGGAAACCUGAGACCGGUGGAAUACCUUGUCGCGAGAUCAGUGAAGACACUCUUCAAUGCUUUCUGGGAUAUGCUGAGGGUUAAUCCAUACGAUCUGAACAAACCAGACAUUUUGCGCAAUAUCUAUCUAGGGAUGUUGAAGCAAAUGGUGCAGUGGGUUCAGGCUUCAGGCUUCCUUGAAGAAGCACAAUCGAUUGGAGAAAUUUGA